Messenger RNA from Clavispora lusitaniae ATCC 42720, 1635 nucleotides. Its product is annotated as FMN-dependent dehydrogenase family protein. Gene Ontology annotation, molecular function: L-lactate dehydrogenase (cytochrome) activity. Gene Ontology annotation, biological process: lactate metabolic process. The record is from RefSeq and is a predicted model, not a curated record. Lineage: Eukaryota; Fungi; Ascomycota; Pichiomycetes; Serinales; Metschnikowiaceae.
AUGAUUGGAAGACGCCAAUUCACUCGCCAAAUCGCACGCCAACUUCACACUUCGGCCAGAAAUAGCGCUAAUCAGUUCUCAAUUCCAAGAUGGGCUUAUUUGGCCUGUGGCCUGGUUAUCUUGGGAGCGGGCGUCUCAUUUUGGUCAGUCAAUUCUUCUAUCGUGCGUUCCGAUGCCACAUUUGCAUCCGUGUUUCCUGUUUCAGAGGUUAUGAAACAUAAUACUAUGGAUGACUGCUGGAUUGCCAUAGACGGCCAUGUUUAUGAUGUUAGCAAAUUUUUGGCACAACACCCUGGUGGAGCAGCAAGGAUUUUGCGUUUUGCAGGAAGCGACGCAUCCUCAGCAUUUAGAUCUAUUCACACUGAGCUGGUUCUUAACAGAAUGAAAGAACAUGUUACAUAUCUUGGCCCAUUAGGAGAGGGGGAGUUCUUGAAUAAGGCUAAGAAGGAACAAAAACUCGAUGUGGCAUUGGGAGACAAGCCAUCUUUGGCGCAUAUUUUCAAUUUGCUGGACUUUGAAUUUGUGGCCAAGAAAGUUCUUCCCCAAACCACCUUUACAUACUAUGCAACGGGUUCGUCGGACGAGUUUUCACUCAGAGAAAACCGGUACGCAUAUCUGAGGGUUUUCUUCAAGCCAAAAGCAUUACAGAAUGUGCAACAGGUGUCGACUAGUACAAAAAUGCUAGGAAUUGAUGCAGAAUUACCUCUUUAUAUUUCUGGGUUUGCCGGAUCUUGUUUGGCUCAUCCAGACGCUGAAUGGAACUUACAAAGAGCAGCAUAUAAGGAGAAAAUUGUUCAAAUGGUUCCUAAACAGAAUUCCAUUGAUUUUGACGAGUUCUUCGAUGGAGUACCUGCUGAUCAAGAGCAGUGGGCACAACUUCACUUUUAUACUGACGAGGAAUUGGAAAAUAUGGAUGAAUAUAUCAAUCGGUUUGAAAGCAGGAAAAACAUCAAGGGAAUCUUCUUCAAUGUGGACGUCACCGCCUUAGGCAACAGAGAGAAAGAUUCCAAGGUCCGAGCUCUAGAUGAAGAUUUAGGUGAAACAUUGAACGAAAUGGCGAACAAUAGUGGUGCUGAAUACUGUAAAACAUUUACUUGGGACCAUGUUCGGAAGUUAGUUCAGAAAACUAACUUGCCUGUGGGGCUCAAAGGAAUACAAAGAGGUGAAGAUGUUGUUCUUGCAGCUCAGAAUGGAAUCAAGGCGGUAAUUUUGUCUAACCACGGAGGCCGCCAGUUGGACUUCUCACGACCACCUUUGGAAGUUUUAGCUGAAGCAAAACAAAUGCUUAAAGAGAACGGGUUGGAAAAAGAUAUUGAGAUUUACGUUGAUGGCGGAAUUCGCCGUGGUUCAGAUAUCAUCAAGGCCAUCUGUUUGGGUGCGAAAGGUGUAGGAAUGGGCCGGCCCUUUUUGUAUGCUAUGGCAGGCUAUGGGGAAGCAGGCGUAGUUCGGGCGAUCCAAAUUCUCAAAAUGGAAAUGAUCAACAAUAUGCGGUUGCUUGGGGCACGUAACAUUGCCGAGUUGGAUGAAUCAUUCAUUGAUGCAUCGAGCUUAAAAUUGCAUAACCCAAAUGUCAACGACAGGUUGUAUGACGAGAACUACGUGUCGCUUCCCUCUCCACCUUGGGGAAAAGCGUAA